UGUGAUUUGGCGCGUAAAUGUGAUUUUUGCUUGUUAAUUGCUUGCUAAUUUUUCAUAAGGUUUUUGUUUACGCUGAUUAAUUGUAAUAUUAUAUUAAAGUUAUUUAUUGAAAUAUGAAGUGUAAAAUACCAGAAAUCUCAUGGCACAAUCGCGACCCAGUAUUGAGUGUUGAUAUACAACCCAGAUCAUUGGUAUCAACGGAAAAACCCAAUAUAAAGCAUCGCCUGGCAUCGGGCGGCACAGAUGCUCAUGUACUUAUCUGGUAUAUGAACUACACAGAGGAUGAAAAAGAUAUAGAAUUGGAUUUGGCUGCCGAUUUAACGCGGCAUCAGCGUGCAGUGAAUGCUGUAAAAUGGUCACCAAAUGGUGAGUUGCUGGCAUCAGGUGAUGACGAGAGUGUCGUCUUCAUUUGGAAGCUGAAAGGAGAGCAAGAACCAUUGAAUAUAUUAGACAACACUAACGAGCAGGACAAAGAAGUAUGGAUUGUAUUAAAGGUAUUGCGCGGUCACAUGGAGGACAUUUACGAUUUGAGUUGGGCGCCAAAUUCACAGUUUCUCGUAAGCGGUUCUGUGGAUAAUUCUGCUAUGGUCUGGGACGUGCAAAAGGGAAAAUCUACGGGAAUGUUGCGUGAUCACAAAUCGUUUGUACAAGGUGUGGCUUGGGAUCCAAAAAAUCAAUAUAUUGCUACACUGAGUUCGGAUAGAUAUUUACGUAUUUUCGACAUACAGACGAAGAGGGUUUUACAUCGCAUUAACAAAUCCACACUACCGGUCGGUGAGGGUCAUGAAUUUUACGGCCAUCGUUUGCGUAUAUUCCACGACGAUACAUUGCAGACAUUCUUUCGUCGCCUCUGCUUUACGCCUGAUGGAAAAUUGUUGCUAACACCUGCCGGUGUAGCCGAAAAAGAUGACGUAGCUCAAUCAUUGCACACCACAUACGCAUUUAGUCGACAUGCCUUCCGACAACCUGCCAUUGUAUUGCCCUGUCCCGGACAGUAUACAGUGGCGGUGCGUUGUUGCCCGAUUCUCUAUCGAUUGCGACCACAUAAAGCUGAUGUUAAUCCACCAGUUGUGCCACUGCCAUAUCGUAUGAUUUUCGCCGUCGCAACACGUAGUUCCGUUUACUUUUAUGAUACGCAGCAGCGACAACCAUUUGCAGUAAUCUCAAAUAUACACUACACACGGCUAACAGAUGUGACUUGGUCGAGUGACGGCCGAAUUGUCGUUGUGUCGAGUACGGAUGGUUUCUGUUCAUUGAUCACCUUUGAAGCGGGAGAAUUGGGAGAAGAAUAUGAAGAUGCGGCGCAAGUGUUAAGUGCAAAUGACAUCAGUACGGUUGGUAAAAAAUCGAAGAAACAAAAGGAAAACGACGGACAAAGCGUUAAGGAGCGCAAACCAUCGACUGAUGAACCGAAAAGUAUAAACAUCAAACGUUAUCCGCUAGUGCAAAUAGCCGAGGAACAAAAAACCCAUGAGCCAAUGGAGACGACAGUUGAAGCUGCAGCUAAAACAACACCUGCUACCACUACAACAACAGUAGAAAAACAAGCUGAAAAUGCCUUAGAAGUAAACAGCGGCGAAAGCGCAGCCUUAACUCAAAAUAAUAAAAGUAUAGUUAAUGAGAGCGUGUCAGUGAACUUAAAUAAUGCUGGGCCCGCAUUGGCAAUAACCAAAACGCUUGGUGCUCAAAUUAUUAUUGACAAGGAAAUUCUUAGCUCCGAUGAACGCUUCGAAUCACCGGAGAAGAAAAGUCGUCCCGUCACACCGAUAAUGGUUAGACGCACACCACGCAGUUCAACGUUACCCAGUGUAACUAACACACCCACUACCGGUGAGACGAAUAUAAAUAGCGCAAAGAAAGCCACAAUUACGCCUGCUACAACGCGACAGUCAAAAGGCGCUACCCCCAUAUCAGUGCGACGCGCGCCUCGUGCGCUUAUAACGAUGCCAGCACCACCAGCGGCAGUUUCAACCUCAACUGUAGAAGAAGUGGCGCUAGAUGCCUGGCCAACACCAAUGGAAGUAGACGAUAGUAACACUGUGGUGCAAACAAAGCCUACUACACCAAUGGAUGAACCGAUUAAACCUCCCGCAGCAGCUGAGGUUCAAAAGUCGCCUGUCAACAAGGACGCGACAUUGGAGUGCACAGAAGAUAUACGUUUGGUUUACGAGGAUUCAGUGGAUAAUAACUCACAGGCGGCAAUUGUCAAAACUACUGCAGAUCAAGUUAGUAAGAGCGUCGAACAACAGAUAAAUAUUGAAACAACAGCUAGCAAGGAAGAAUGCGCAACGACAUCUACACCUAAAACACCGGGAAAUAAAACUCCACGGCGUGUCGCGCUAAAAACAAUUUCAACGCCCAAAUCAAAAAAGAAGUUAUUGGAAUAAUAAUGAAUAAAUAAUUGUUUUUAAUUGUAAGACGUGAGUGAUGUUUUUAAGAAAACCCUAAAAUAUACAUA
This is a messenger RNA of Bactrocera dorsalis (oriental fruit fly), 2458 nucleotides long. RefSeq names its product chromatin assembly factor 1 subunit B (gene Caf1-105). Gene Ontology annotation, molecular function: protein binding. Bases 114 to 2387 code for a protein of 757 amino acids. Gene Ontology annotation, cellular component: CAF-1 complex; nucleus. Gene Ontology annotation, biological process: DNA replication-dependent chromatin assembly; nucleosome assembly. The record is from RefSeq and is a predicted model, not a curated record. The transcript is spliced from 2 exons. Lineage: Eukaryota; Metazoa; Arthropoda; Insecta; Diptera; Tephritidae.